GCCUUCCAAUGUAACAGUUGUAAUCCUGUCUACUAAAAUUCAAUAUUGCUUUGAUAAAGGGCAAGACAGAAACUGGUUGUAGAUCAGUUAGAACUUUAUUAUACCAGGAGAAACAAAGCUUAUCAUCAGAUGUCAGUUUAUGUUCUGUUACAAAAAGAUCUCUGUAAAGUGUUGGUUGUGCCAUCUUCAUCAGUAAAUGAUUCUACUAUUGGAUCCUGACCAAGACACUAUGGGAAUUAAAUAUACCAGCUGUCAUUUCUUUACUAGGGCAAGAAGAGAUCUUUGCUGAAAACUUGCUUAAUAAUUUGGGAUAGUGUCUUACAUAGGUUAUUGUCUGACAUCAUUAUUCAUUACUCAUUUUACCUACUUCUAACAAAAUACUUCUUGAUUGCUGUUAAGGUUGUGUCAGCUGGAGGAGAGCUUUCUCUUCCAGGUUCUUUUGAUAGAACUGUGCUAGGUCAGAGAAGUGAGGCGGCCAGCAGCUUUGCAGUAGUCCAACAGAUCUUCGCUGAGGCAUGAUUGUGAGGGAGGAUACAUAGAGGUCUGUGUGUGGGAAAGGCAGUAACAGUGUUGCUAGAACAGGAGAUGUGAGCUGAGACUGUGUUAUGUGGUUGUUGGGGAUUUCAGGAAGGUACUUUGGGCUCAAUGGGCACAGGUUCAGACUGUACUACGGAUGGUGUCUGAAAAGGCCAAUAACAAGUGAACAACAGAUGGUACCAGGGUAGAAUUUAAGAAAGCACCUGUGCAUCACUGGUUAGUAUAAACGGCAGUACAUAUUGAGAACUUAACCAGCUGUUGGUUUAGUUACUCUUUUUGUGCGUUAAGGUGGCAACGUCUUGUUUAGCCUAUUCUUGUUGGAAGGUUGUAACGUAUGAGUCUUUGGACUCCAAUUGCAGUUUUGGAGUAGGCAGCUUCACAAGUUUGAGUUGUUACUCUAGAAACCACAGCUAGAGCAUAUUUAUCCUUGCUAUGUCUAUCAGAAGAAAAACUGAACUAUUUAAAAAGCUAUGUCUAGUGGACUAUGGAAAAAAAAAUCCUCUACUCUACUUGUCUGGAAGCUGACAGGUGCAUGUGGUUCAUGCAGUGCUUGUUAUUAUGAGUCACUUCUUAUUUCAAUAGGUACCUGGUGUUUGUUCAUUCCUUCUCUCUUUUCCCUUUGAUCAUCAAAGCGAGCACCACCCUGUCUCCUUGCUGGUGUGGAUUCUAAGUAAGGCUUUUAACUGCCCCAGAAUUGAUUUUCAGGCCUGUUGAAGAAUUUUGCCUUUGGCAAUGUCAGAAGUACUACUGCUAUGAUAACAGAUCAAGCCUUUGUGACCCUUGCUACCAAUGAUGUGUACUGUCAAGGUGCGCUGGUUCUGGGACAGUCAUUGAGGAACAAUACGACAUCUAGAAAAUUGGCAGUACUAAUCACACCAGAGGUUUCCAGUGGAAUGAGGUCUGUCCUCCAUAGUGUGUUUGAUGAAGUCGUUGAGGUGGAUACGCUUGACAGUGCUGACUCAGUCCGUUUGACUCUGAUGCAGAGACCAGAACUAGGUGUAACCUUCACUAAGCUUCACUGUUGGACUCUUACUCAUUAUAGCAAAUGUGUCUUCAUGGAUGCAGACACAUUGGUGCUUUGCAAUGUUGAUGAGUUAUUUGACCGAGAGGAGUUUUCAGCAGCUCCUGAUUCUGGCUGGCCUGACUGCUUCAACAGUGGUGUGUUUGUGUUCCGACCUUCUUUGAAAACUUACAACCUGCUGCUCCAGUUUGCUGCUGAACAUGGCAGCUUUGAUGGGGGUGAUCAAGGUUUGUUGAAUAGUUUCUUCAGCAACUGGGCAACAGCAGAUAUUGGCAAACACUUACCUUUCCUCUAUAACUUAAGCAGCAGUGCUGUAUACACCUACAUCCCUGCUUUCAAUCAUUUUGGGAGAGAUGCCAAAGUUGUUCACUUCUUGGGAGCGACAAAACCCUGGAACUACAGAUACAACCUUCAAACAAAGAGAGUGAUGCAGGAUGGUACUACCACUGGAUCAUUUCAUCAACUGUCAUUUCUUGCCCUCUGGUGGAAUAUAUACAGUGCCAGUGUAUGGCCUUUGUUGGAAAAACUUCAAAAGAUGAAAGAAUCAGAAUCUGAGGAAUGUGAGCACACUUCUGAUGAAGUUGAAAUCAAUCUGAAAGAUACCAGUCCUUAUGUGGCCAACACACUGCAAAUGCCUGUGCUUCCAGAGCAGGUAUAUGAAAUAGAUCCUACAGCAUCUUCACCUGAAGAACUCACCUCUGAAGUUAAUGAGGUUGCACAUUCCAUUUCAGAGCUGUCUAUACACUUCACACCAGAAGAACCAAGUCCAGAAGAUGAACGGAGAAAAUGGGAGGAAGGGCGCAUGGAGUAUAUGGGGAAAGAUGCUUUUGAACAUAUCAAAAAGAAACUGGAUGCAUUUUUACACUAAAAUAGGACAUGCACUCUAAUGGCCAUCAUGGUCUAUGUUUCUUCCAUAAAUGCAAUCCUUGCAUAUGUGGCUAUCUUCAUAGUUUUUUUGACAUUAAACUUAAAGAGUUAGAUAGAGAUCCUCAUAAAUUUUGAUUAACUGGUACAGACUCUUGGUUUUUUGACUGUUAUGUGUGUCUCAUCUUCAUUGUUCUCCCAUUGUGCCUUCUGAAGUGUAAUGAAUUGUACCCUCUGAGGUCGAACUUUUACACUUUUUUACAAUGAGGGUGGUGAAACACUGGAACAGGUUACCCAGAGAUGUCCCAUCCCUGAAGCAUUCAAAGUCAGUUUGGUUGGGGUCCUCAGCAAUCUGAUCUGGUGAAACAUGUUCUCUGCUCACUGCAUGGGGAUUGGACUAGAUGAUCUUUAAAGAUCCCUUCCAACCCCACACAUUCUAUGAAUCUGUAUUAAUCACUUUUCCCUGCUCUUCCCCAUGGCAUUCUGUAGAAACAAUCAUGAGUGUGAUACAUGUUUGAAGUUGAGAUUAUGUUUUCACCUAUUAAAAGAUACAGUAAAACUG
Molecule: messenger RNA, 2984 nt
Organism: Pogoniulus pusillus (Red-fronted tinkerbird)
Lineage: Eukaryota; Metazoa; Chordata; Aves; Piciformes; Lybiidae
Gene: GYG2
Product: glycogenin 2
Exons: 8
Coding region: 1290-2426 (378 amino acids)
Cellular component (GO): cytoplasm
Molecular function (GO): glycosyltransferase activity
Source: RefSeq, a predicted model, not a curated record